Messenger RNA from Quercus lobata, 1951 nucleotides. Its product is annotated as transferring glycosyl group transferase (DUF604). The transcript is spliced from 3 exons. Bases 165 to 1706 code for a protein of 513 amino acids. The record is from RefSeq and is a predicted model, not a curated record. Lineage: Eukaryota; Viridiplantae; Streptophyta; Magnoliopsida; Fagales; Fagaceae.
CCUAAGAUGCAAACUUCAACCAUGUCUUUAUGUUAUCCGCAUUCAAACUUUUGUUCCAUUCCUUAACAUACUUUAAAUACCAUGCCCCUCUCACCAUCUCUUAGAUCCGAACAAUUCUCAACCCAACCUUUCUCCUCUCCUUGGCCACACCUUGAACUGAAAACAUGGGAAGCAAGGACAUCAAAGUUGAAGACACUGACAAAAAGUUUCCACAUUGGUACCAAAUGAGACCACAAAUAGGCUUGAGAAACACCCUCAUUUGGUUCUUCCUCAUCGUCUCCAUGCUCUACGUUAUCUACUCCACUAAUUUCAUCCUCACCAGUGAACAACAUAAAUGUCCCACCUCUUUAGGUUCCUCCAUAGAACAACAUCUUCAAACGAUCACCAACGCAUCUUCCACCAAUGAAAAAGACUUAAAAGAUGAAGUCGUGCAACCUCUACUUCCACAAAAAUCCCAAAGAUAUGACACUGAACUCAAACACAUUGUUUUUGGGAUAGCAGCCUCAUCAAAUUUAUGGGAAAAGAGAAAGGAAUACAUAAAAGUAUGGUGGAAGCCUAAGGUAACUAGAGGGGUGGUUUGGUUAGAUAAAAAAGUGACAACUAGAAUAAAUGAAGGGCUACCGGAGAUUCAGAUCUCUGGGGAUACUUCAAAAUAUAAGUACACAAACCGGCAGGGACAGAGAUCAGCAUUGAGAAUUUCAAGAGUGGUUUCUGAGACAUUGAGGCUUGGGUUUAAAGAUGUUAGAUGGUUUGUGAUGGGUGAUGAUGACACGGUUUUUAUGGUGGAUAAUGUUGUGAGGAUACUUUCCAAGUAUGAUCAUAGGCAGUUCUAUUAUAUUGGGAGCUCAUCAGAGAGUCAUCUUCAGAAUAUAUAUUUCUCAUAUGCCAUGGCCUAUGGUGGGGGUGGAUUUGCUAUAAGCUAUCCUCUGGCCAAGGAGUUGGCAAAGAUGCAGGAUCAUUGCAUUCAGCAGUACCCAGCUUUAUAUGGCAGUGAUGACAGAAUUCAGGCUUGCAUGUCGGAGCUAGGAGUACCACUUACCAGGGAACCUGGCUUUCAUCAGUAUGAUGUCUAUGGAAACUUAUUAGGCCUUUUAGGAGCCCAUCCUGUCACUCCAUUGGUGUCAUUACACCACCUUGAUGUGGUGGAACCAAUAUUUCCACGCAUGACCCAAGUCAAAGCCCUCCAACAUCUCACACAAUCCAUCCAGCUUGAUUCAGCUAGUAUAAUGCAACAAUCAAUCUGCUAUGACAAAAAACGAUAUUGGUCCAUCUCCAUCUCAUGGGGUUAUGCGGUUCAAAUCUUAAGGGGAGUGAUUUCUCCCAGAGAACUAGAGAUGCCUACAAGAACCUUUCUCAAUUGGUACAGAAAAGCUGAUUAUACAGCAUAUGCAUUCAACACUAGGCCUGUGAGCAGGCAUCCUUGUCAGAAGCCCUUCAUUUAUUACAUGAGCACCUCUCGAUAUGAUCCAUCCAGGAAGCAAAUAAUUGGGAUUUACUAUCGCGAUAAAUCCCGGCCUCCUUACUGUCGGUGGAAAAUGGAGUCACCAGAAAAAAUUGAUUCCAUUGUAGUCAUCAAAAGACCAGAUCCUCUACGCUGGCAGAAGUCACCAAGAAGAGAUUGUUGUAGAGUUAUGCCAUCACAAAAGAGCUCAACAAUGUACUUAUGGGUAGACAAUUGCCGUGAAGGCGAGAUUAGUCAGUUUUAAUAGCAUCAAGGAACCUAAACUUGAUCUCUCAGUGUUCUUAUCUUCUUAUUUGAAGAUUUCUCAAAGGCAGAUAAGCAAUGGAAUCAACGCUUUGGGUGUCAAUCGGAUCAGAGCUCAGCAGAGAUUGAUUUGCAAGCUCAAAUCCCACCAUUAAAUCCACAUAUGAAAAGAACUUUUAAAUCAACAUCAUUGAUCAUGAAAUGAGUUAGCUACAAUUAGCUAUUUCUUGUUUUUUUUUUUUUUUU